AUGGUAUUGCAUAAUAAUAAGUGGGAUCGGAAGGCUAAGAGGAACUACGUGCGAAAACACGGGCUGGGCACGGAGGGCUCAGGAGAACAGCCCGUAGAAGAUCCUGAAGAGGUUGGGAGUGAUGUUGUGGAGUUCGAUUCGAACUCAUGGAGGUAUAGAAAGCCCAAGAAAGAGGCUGAUGGUGAUAAGCCUGAUAAUACCGUGGAGUUGGAUAAUAGCCAGGACAGCCAAGUGGAAGAAAAGAAUUCAGACCAAUCAGACGACGACCAGAUGUCAGACAUAGAUGACGAUAUACGAAAGCUGGUCAUUGACAGUCUCGCUCAAAAGGAUGCUGCUGUUUUUGAGGCAAAUCCCAGGCGGUUGAGUAUUUCGGAUUAUUUGGAAUGGUCCGAGGAAAAGGUGGGGACAACGCCACAACUGAAGAACCGGAUUUUGACAGAAGACGAAAAACAGGAGUUUUACGAGUUAGAGAGGAAAAUCGAGGAACAGAGGUUUCAUAAUGACGUGAGGGCAAAAUUCUCAGUCAAACAGAAAGAGUUCAAGGCUCCCCGCAAGCCUAAAGUGAUGGACCUCUCCAGGCAGGGUGAUGAUAAUUAUAGAACUGUGGUGGACCAGAAACUAGACAAGGCUUCUGUAUGGACCACAAAGGCCACUCAAAAGCAGCUGGAUGAUGAUCUGGAAGAGCUACUGGGAACUCCUUUAGAGACUUCUACAAGUUCAAGGGUUGAUUUGGAUGAUUUGCUGAAUCUUAAGCCUCCAGACAAGCUUAAAGUUCAGCCGCACGCUCGUGACGUCACAGCUCCAAAGCCAGGCGUGGAGAAAGAUGAUAACGACGAAUUUUUGGAUGAACUGUUGGGCGAUUGA
Messenger RNA from Kuraishia capsulata CBS 1993, 864 nucleotides. RefSeq lists its product as uncharacterized. The record is from RefSeq and is a predicted model, not a curated record. NCBI's taxonomy places the organism in Eukaryota, Fungi, Ascomycota, Pichiomycetes, Pichiales, Pichiaceae. The coding region runs from base 1 to 864 and encodes 287 amino acids. The transcript has a single exon.